This is a messenger RNA of Culicoides brevitarsis, 7270 nucleotides long. RefSeq names its product pre-mRNA-processing-splicing factor 8 (gene Prp8). The transcript has 9 exons. Gene Ontology annotation, cellular component: U5 snRNP; catalytic step 2 spliceosome. Lineage: Eukaryota; Metazoa; Arthropoda; Insecta; Diptera; Ceratopogonidae. The coding region runs from base 94 to 7197 and encodes 2367 amino acids. The record is from RefSeq and is a predicted model, not a curated record. Gene Ontology annotation, biological process: mRNA splicing, via spliceosome; spliceosomal tri-snRNP complex assembly. Gene Ontology annotation, molecular function: U2 snRNA binding; pre-mRNA intronic binding; U5 snRNA binding.
AAACAAUCGAAAACGUUUUCAGUGACUCUACCGAUUCUUUUUGAAAAAUAUAUGUUUUAAUAAAGACGCAGUAAGAACUACAGCAAAAACAACAUGGCGAUUCCGCCGUAUAUGUUAAACCCUCAAUGGGCUCAAGUAAUGGCUCAACAACAGGCUCAAGCAUUUGCUGCACAACAACAAGCCAUGCAUGCUCAACAUAUGCAAGCUGCAAACCAACAAAUGCAAAUGGGUAUGAUUCCGAGUCAAACACCUGCACAAGAAGUUUCAGAAGAAAAGUUACAGGAGAAAUCGCAGAAAUGGCAACAAAUGCAAUCGAAAAAGUUUGCGGAUAAGCGCAAAUUCGGAUUCAUUGAUGCUCAAAAAGAAGACAUGCCUCCGGAGCAUAUUAGAAAGAUCAUCAGAGAUCAUGGAGACAUGACAUCAAGGAAAUACCGACACGACAAACGAGUUUACUUGGGAGCUUUGAAAUAUAUGCCGCAUGCUGUAAUGAAAUUGUUAGAAAAUAUGCCCAUGCCAUGGGAGCAAAUUCGAGAUGUGCCUGUUUUGUAUCACAUUACAGGUGCUAUCACAUUUGUAAAUGAAAUUCCGUGGGUAAUUGAACCGCAUUACAUAGCUCAAUGGGGAACAAUGUGGGUUAUGAUGCGUCGUGAAAAGCGCGAUCGUCGACAUUUUAAACGUAUGCGUUUUCCGCCUUUCGACGAUGAAGAGCCUCCAUUAGAUUAUGCUGACAACGUUUUGGAUGUUGAGCCUUUAGAAGCAAUUCAAAUAGAUUUGGAUAGCGAAGAAGAUCAUGCGGUUUUUGAUUGGUUCUAUGAGCAUCGCCCUUUAGUCGGAACUCCGUAUGUCAAUGGAUCAACUUACCGCAAAUGGAAUUUGACACUUCCACAAAUGGCAACAUUAUAUAGAUUGGCGAAUCAACUCCUCACGGAUUUGGUUGACGACAACUUCUUUUACUUAUUUGAUCCUAAAAGUUUUUUCACAGCAAAAGCAUUAAACAUGGCAAUUCCUGGAGGUCCCAAAUUUGAGCCACUUAUAAAAGAUCACAAUGUUGGCGAUGAAGACUGGAAUGAGUUUAAUGACAUUAAUAAAAUUAUCAUUCGACAACCUAUUCGAACGGAAUAUCGUAUUGCAUUUCCCUAUUUAUACAACAAUAUGCCGAAUUUUGUACAUCUCAGUUGGUAUCAUUUCCCAAAUGUCGUUUACAUCAAAACGGAAGAUCCUGAUUUACCAGCUUUCUAUUUUGAUCCUUUGAUCAAUCCAAUCGCUCACAGAAAUGCCGUCAAGAGUGUGGAAAUUGAAAUCGAAAUGGAUGAGGAAUUCACCUUACCUGAAGAAGUUGUUCCGUUUUUGCAAGAUACUCCAUUGUACACAGAUAAUACAGCUCAUGGUAUUUCACUUUUGUGGGCCCCAAGACCUUUUAACAUGCGAUCUGGGCGUUGUCGUCGAGCUAUUGACAUCCCCUUAGUCAAAGGUUGGUAUAAAGAACAUUGUCCGCCGGGACAUCCCGUUAAAGUUCGCGUCAGUUAUCAGAAAUUGUUAAAAUAUUACGUUUUGAAUGCAUUAAAACAUCGACGCCCAAAACCUCAGAAAAAAAGAUAUCUAUUCCGAUCAUUCAAAGCAACAAAAUUUUUCCAAACAACAACACUCGAUUGGGUUGAAGCUGGAUUACAAGUUUGUCGUCAGGGUUACAACAUGUUAAAUCUCUUGAUUCACCGUAAGAAUUUGAACUACUUACAUUUGGAUUAUAACUUCAACUUGAAACCCGUUAAGACUUUAACAACAAAAGAAAGAAAGAAAUCACGUUUCGGAAAUGCUUUUCAUUUAUGUAGAGAAAUUUUACGAUUGACAAAACUCAUUGUUGACUCACAUGUUCAAUACCGUUUGAAUAACGUUGACGCUUUCCAACUUGCUGAUGGAUUGCAAUACAUUUUUGCACACGUUGGUCAAUUGACGGGAAUGUAUCGUUACAAGUAUAAAUUAAUGAAACAAAUUCGCAUGUGUAAGGACUUGAAACACCUGAUCUAUUAUCGCUUUAAUACGGGUCCUGUUGGUAAAGGACCUGGAUGUGGAUUUUGGGCUCCUGGAUGGCGAGUUUGGUUAUUCUUCAUGCGGGGCGUAACUCCAUUACUUGAACGAUGGUUAGGAAAUCUGUUGUCACGCCAGUUCGAAGGUCGACAUUCGAAAGGAGUCGCAAAAACAGUUACUAAACAACGCGUUGAAAGUCAUUUUGAUUUGGAGUUGCGUGCUUCUGUCAUGCAUGAUAUUGUAGAUAUGAUGCCCGAAGGCAUUAAGCAAAACAAGGCGAGAACAAUUUUGCAACAUCUUUCAGAAGCUUGGAGAUGUUGGAAAGCAAACAUCCCAUGGAAAGUUCCGGGACUACCAAUCCCUAUUGAAAAUAUGAUUUUACGAUAUGUCAAAAUGAAGGCAGAUUGGUGGACAAAUACUGCUCAUUACAAUCGGGAACGUAUUCGUCGCGGAGCAACUGUCGAUAAAACUGUUUGUAAGAAGAAUUUGGGUCGUCUUACACGUUUAUACUUAAAAGCCGAACAAGAGCGUCAACACAACUACCUGAAAGACGGUCCAUAUAUUUCUCCCGAAGAAGCAGUUGCUAUUUAUACUACAACAGUUCAUUGGUUAGAAUCUCGGAGAUUUGCACCAAUUCCCUUUCCGCCAUUAUCAUACAAACAUGAUACAAAAUUAUUAAUUUUAGCAUUAGAAAGGCUUAAAGAGGCAUACAGUGUAAAAUCGCGAUUAAACCAAAGCCAGAGAGAAGAAUUGGGAUUGAUUGAACAAGCAUAUGAUAAUCCGCAUGAAGCACUUUCACGUAUUAAGAGACACUUGCUUACUCAAAGGGCAUUUAAAGAGACCGGUAUUGAGUUCAUGGAUUUAUACAGUCACUUGAUUCCCGUUUACGAUGUUGAACCAUUAGAAAAAAUAACAGAUGCUUACUUGGAUCAAUAUUUGUGGUAUGAAGCUGAUAAACGUCGACUUUUUCCGCCAUGGAUUAAACCAAGUGACACUGAGCCUCCUCCAUUGCUUGUUUAUAAAUGGUGUCAAGGUAUAAACAAUUUACAAGAUGUAUGGGAUGUUCAGGAAGGUGAAUGUAAUGUUCUUUUGGAAUCAAAAUUUGAGAAGUUAUACGAAAAAAUUGAUUUAACCCUUUUGAACCGUCUUCUUCGAUUGAUCGUUGAUCACAACAUUGCUGAUUAUAUGACGGCAAAGAACAAUGUUGUUAUAAAUUAUAAAGAUAUGAACCACACAAACAGCUACGGAAUCAUUCGCGGUUUACAAUUCGCUUCAUUUAUUGUUCAAUACUAUGGAUUGGUCUUAGACUUGUUAGUUUUAGGUCUACAACGCGCAAGUGAAAUGGCAGGCCCUCCACAAAUGCCGAAUGAUUUUCUUACGUUCCAAGAUGCUCCAACCGAAACAGCCCAUCCAGUUCGUUUAUAUUGUCGUUAUGUCGAUCGUAUUCACUUAUUCUUCAGAUUCACUGCCGAAGAGGCUCGUGAUUUGAUUCAAAGAUAUCUUACGGAACAUCCCGAUCCAAAUAAUGAAAAUAUUGUCGGUUAUAAUAAUAAGAAAUGUUGGCCCCGUGAUGCUCGGAUGCGUUUAAUGAAACAUGAUGUUAACUUAGGACGAGCUGUUUUUUGGGAUAUAAAAAAUCGACUUCCACGAUCAGUAACAACAAUCAAUUGGGAUAGUACUUUUGUUUCUGUAUAUUCAAAAGAUAAUCCAAAUCUUUUGUUCAAUAUGUCAGGGUUUGAAUGUCGAAUUUUGCCAAAAUGUCGCACACAACAUGAAGAAUUUACAAAUCGCGAUGGGGUUUGGAAUCUGCAAAACGAGAUAACAAAAGAAAGAACUGCUCAAUGUUUCCUUCGAGUAGAUGAUGAGUCUUUAAGUCGUUUCCACAAUCGUGUAAGACAAAUUCUCAUGGCUUCUGGUUCAACAACAUUCACGAAAAUCGUCAACAAAUGGAAUACAGCUCUCAUUGGUUUAAUGACAUACUUUCGCGAAGCAGUUGUCAACACUCAGGAGCUUCUUGAUUUGCUUGUAAAAUGUGAAAACAAGAUUCAAACGCGUAUCAAAAUCGGUUUAAAUUCAAAAAUGCCCUCCAGAUUCCCGCCAGUUGUGUUCUAUACACCGAAAGAAUUGGGAGGUCUUGGGAUGUUGAGUAUGGGACACGUUUUGAUUCCGCAAUCUGACUUGCGAUGGUCAAAACAAACGGAUGUUGGAAUUACACAUUUCCGUUCGGGCAUGUCACAUGAUGAAGAUCAAUUAAUUCCCAAUUUAUAUCGCUAUAUUCAACCGUGGGAAAGUGAAUUUAUUGAUUCGCAACGUGUGUGGGCUGAAUAUGCAUUAAAAAGACAAGAAGCAAAUGCACAAAAUCGUCGAUUAACACUUGAGGAUUUGGAAGAUAGUUGGGAUCGAGGAAUUCCGAGAAUAAAUACUUUGUUUCAGAAAGACAGACAUACGUUGGCGUACGACAAGGGUUGGCGUAUUCGUACGGAAUUCAAACAAUAUCAAGUUUUGAAACAAAAUCCAUUUUGGUGGACACAUCAACGUCAUGAUGGAAAACUAUGGAAUUUGAAUAAUUACAGAACAGAUAUGAUUCAAGCGCUUGGCGGUGUAGAAGGUAUUCUCGAACACACGCUCUUCAAAGGAACGUAUUUCCCAACUUGGGAAGGUCUUUUUUGGGAAAAAGCUUCUGGAUUUGAAGAAUCAAUGAAAUACAAAAAACUUACCAACGCUCAAAGAUCUGGUUUGAAUCAAAUUCCCAAUCGUAGAUUCACACUUUGGUGGUCUCCAACAAUUAAUCGUGCUAAUGUAUACGUUGGUUUUCAAGUACAAUUAGAUUUAACGGGUAUUUUUAUGCACGGCAAGAUUCCAACUUUAAAAAUUUCGUUAAUCCAAAUUUUCCGUGCUCAUUUAUGGCAAAAGAUUCACGAAUCGAUUGUAAUGGAUUUGUGUCAAGUAUUUGAUCAGGAGUUAGAUGCUUUGGAAAUCGAAACAGUGCAGAAAGAAACUAUCCAUCCGCGUAAAUCGUACAAAAUGAAUUCCAGUUGUGCUGAUAUCUUGCUUUUCCCAGCUUAUAAAUGGAAUGUUUCAAGACCUUCGUUACUUGCAGAUAGUAAAGACACAAUGGAUAACACAACAACGCAAAAAUUCUGGUUGGAUGUGCAACUUAGAUGGGGCGAUUAUGAUUCGCAUGAUGUUGAAAGAUACGCAAGAGCUAAAUUUUUGGAUUAUACUACUGAUAAUAUGAGUAUUUAUCCGUCACCAACGGGAGUUUUAAUUGGAAUCGAUUUGGCCUAUAAUUUGCACAGCGCUUACGGAAAUUGGUUCCCAGGGUGUAAGCCUUUGAUCCAACAAGCUAUGGCAAAAAUUAUGAAAGCAAACCCAGCCCUUUACGUUUUGCGAGAACGCAUUCGUAAGGCUCUUCAACUUUACAGUUCAGAACCCACUGAACCAUAUUUAUCAUCUCAGAAUUAUGGAGAGUUAUUCUCCAAUCAAAUUAUUUGGUUCGUUGAUGAUACGAAUGUAUAUCGUGUUACAAUUCACAAAACAUUCGAAGGCAAUUUGACAACGAAACCAAUUAACGGCGCAAUUUUCAUUUUUAAUCCACGCACAGGCCAACUCUUCUUAAAAAUCAUUCACACUUCUGUAUGGGCAGGACAAAAACGUCUUGGCCAACUUGCAAAAUGGAAAACUGCUGAAGAAGUAGCUGCUCUCAUUCGUUCGCUUCCUGUAGAAGAACAGCCCAAGCAAAUUAUUGUAACACGAAAGGGCAUGUUAGAUCCAUUGGAAGUACAUUUACUUGAUUUUCCCAAUAUUGUCAUUAAGGGAAGUGAAUUGCAGUUACCAUUCCAAGCUUGUUUAAAAAUUGAAAAGUUUGGAGAUUUGAUAUUAAAAGCAACAGAGCCUCAAAUGGUUCUUUUCAACUUGUAUGAUGAUUGGCUAAAGACAAUUUCUUCUUACACGGCAUUUUCAAGACUGAUUUUGAUUUUGAGAGCUCUACAUGUUAACACAGAACGUACGAAAAUCAUUUUGAAACCGGAUAAAACAACAAUCACAGAGGCGCAUCACAUCUGGCCUACAUUAACAGACGAAGAAUGGAUUAAAGUAGAGGUAGCGUUAAAAGAUUUGAUUUUAGCUGACUAUGGCAAGAAAAAUAAUGUAAACGUUGCCUCAUUGACACAAUCUGAAAUUCGGGACAUUAUUUUGGGUAUGGAAAUUUCUGCGCCUUCAGCUCAACGUCAACAAAUUGCAGAAAUUGAAAAGCAAACAAAAGAGCAAUCACAACUUACGGCAACAACGACAAGAACAACAAACAAACACGGAGACGAGAUUAUCACAUCAACAACAUCGAAUUAUGAAACAACUACUUUCAGUUCAAAAACAGAAUGGAGAAUUCGUGCAAUUUCCGCAACAAAUCUUCAUUUGCGUACAAACCACAUUUACGUUAGUUCAGAUGACAUCAAAGAAACGGGCUACACUUACAUUCUACCCAAGAAUAUUCUGAAAAAGUUUGUGACAAUAUCGGAUUUACGCGCUCAAAUUGCUGGUUACUUGUACGGCGUCAGUCCUGCUGAUAAUCCACAAGUAAAGGAAAUUCGUUGUAUUGUCAUGCCGCCUCAAUGGGGAACACAUCAAGUAAUUAACUUGCCAAAUACGUUGCCACAACAUCAGUAUUUGAAAGACAUGGAACCUCUCGGUUGGAUUCAUUCGCAGCCAAAUGAAUUGCCUCAAUUGUCACCUCAAGACAUUACGACACAUGCAAAAAUAAUGCAAGAAAAUCCGUCAUGGGAUGGAGAACGAACUAUUAUCAUCACUUGUUCAUUCACUCCUGGAUCCUGUUCAUUAACAGCGUAUAAAUUGACUCCAUCAGGCUUCGAAUGGGGCAGCAAAAAUACUGAUAAAGGAAACAAUCCAAAGGGAUAUCUUCCAAGUCACUAUGAACGUGUACAAAUGUUACUGUCAAACAAAUUCUUAGGCUUCUUUAUGACACCCGCUCAAGGAAGUUGGAAUUACAAUUUUAUGGGUGUACGGCACGAUCCUAACAUGAAAUACGAGUUAGCAUUAGCAAAUCCUAAAGAAUUCUAUCAUGAAGUUCACAGACCAUCACAUUUCCUAUUAUUCUCUAAUUUAGAAGAUGCUGGAGAUGCAGGAGGAGCAGAUUUGGAAAAUAUGUUUGCUUAAAAUUUCAUAUGUUUUGAUAAUUAAAAAGUUGUGUGUUACUUUAUAAAUUUAAAUACAAAUAAAAAGAAUGUCA